This is a messenger RNA of Trichoderma atroviride IMI 206040, 2595 nucleotides long. RefSeq lists its product as uncharacterized. Gene Ontology annotation, biological process: microtubule-based movement. Gene Ontology annotation, molecular function: kinesin binding; ATP hydrolysis activity. Lineage: Eukaryota; Fungi; Ascomycota; Sordariomycetes; Hypocreales; Hypocreaceae. Gene Ontology annotation, cellular component: cytoplasm. The record is from RefSeq and is a predicted model, not a curated record.
AUGGCACAGCCACUUUCGCCCCUUGGCGAGGCUGCAAAUAGCCAGACUGCAAACAAUCAGUUUCGCGAUGGGGCUAGGAUACACCAGGGACACAACAAUACCACGUUAAAUUUCAAUCUGACCCACCGACCGACCCGAGCCGCCAUUCGUCUCAUCCCAUAUCCACGCAACGAGGAUCUUAUCCAUCGUCCGGAUCUCGUGGAUAAGCUCAAUACACUUCUGCCAUACCCAUCAGCAAUAUCCCACAGUGCUGCGCUCUGGGGUCUGGGCGGCUCUGGAAAAACACAAAUCGCACUCAACUAUGCAUACCAGCGGUGCGCUGACCCCAGUUGCUCUGUCUUAUGGGUGCACGCCGAUACCGAGGCAACAUUUUCCCAAGAUUAUAAAACAAUUGCGCGAAAGCUUCAAAUCAAUACAAGCCUGAGCGACCAAGAUCUCCUUGAGGCUGUGCGCAACGGUAUCGAGGCACUGCCCAACUGGGUACUUAUUGUCGACAACGCCGACGACUUAAAGUUAUUCGGCGUUGGGCAAACUUCUGAACAAAGAAAGUCUCUACUUCAGUACAUACCUCAGGCCUCGACCGGCACGGUGUUAUGGACCACUCGCGAUGCCCAUAUUACGGGAACGCUUGUAGGUCAUAGAAGCGGCAUUGAAGUUGCACAAAUGAGUUUUGCUGAGGCAAAACAGCUUUUGAUGACAUUCGAGAGCUUAAAAUCAAGCAGAGAAGAAGCCGAGAUUGAUUCUUUAGUGAAGGAGCUACAGUUACUUCCAUUGGCCAUUAUGCAAGCCGGAGUAUAUAUGCAUCGGACAUCAACAACACCUAAAGAGUACUUGUCUCUGCUAGCACAAAACAAGAAAAGAUGGAGUACACUAAAGAUCGACGAGUUUAACAGGCAUCGCAGGCCCAAUGUGCCCAAUAAUGUGCUUGAAACGUGGACCAUAUCGAUUACUCGCAUCAAACAAGAGAGCGAAACGACUUACAAAAUUAUUCAUGUCAUCGCAUACGUUAGCAACGAAAACAUUCCAAAUGAGAUGAUAACAACUGCACUCAGCCACAUUGACAAAAACCUUGUGAACAAUCCAGAGUUAUUAGAAGCUGAAGCUACAAAGGCCAUCACACGCCUGAAAGAAUUCUCUUUUAUUGGCAUACGUCAAGCGGAAGACGGCAGCAGAAACUACGAGAUGCAUAAACUCGUACAGGAGGCUAUCCGAUAUGGCCUGAGUAUGAGGAAGCCAAGCACUAUCACCGAAAUUGAUGUCUCCGACAGCAAUGACUCUACAGAGAAGAGACAGACGCAAAGAAGCCGGCACAAACUUUUACAAAAGUUAAAGAAUUUCGCGAAGCGCAAAUCUGUCGAAUUGAGAAUUGUUAGUGUCGAAGAAAGCGAGAAAUAUUUCUCGACGAUUGCUCUGCAAGCUACAUCCGAUCUUUUUCCUGAAUCACAACCAGAUACUUGGAAACAAUGUGAGAAGUAUUUAGCACAUGUAUUGCAAGUCGGAGAGUGGGCAGAUGCAAACGAGAAGCAGAUUGAGACGGCAGAGCUACUCUAUGAAGCAUCUUGUUUUCUCUAUGACCGCGGGCGGUGGAGUGAGCGUGAGCAUGUGGAUGAAAGGGUACUACAAUAUAGGCAGAAAACGUUAGGAGAUACCCAUCCAGAUACAAUCAACGCUAUAGCAUCCCUUGCUACAACAUAUCAUGAACAAGGCCGGUAUAGCGAGUCAGAGCCUCUUAAAAUUCAAGUACUAGAUGACCGACGAGAGAUUCUUGGAAACAGGCAUCCAGAUACCAUCCGAGCUAUAGCAAAUCUUGCUACAACAUAUUAUAAACAAGGCCGGUAUAGCGAGGCAGAGCGUCUUGAAGUUCAAGUACUAGAUGACCGACGAGAGAUUCUUGGAGACAGGCAUCCAGAUACAAGCCGAGCUAUAGCAAAUCUUGCAUCAACAUAUCAUGAACAAGGCCUGUAUAGCGAGGCAGAGCGUCUUAAUGUUCAAGUACUGGAUAACCAACGAGAGAUUCUUGGAGACAGGCAUCCAGAUACAAUUCAAGCUAUAGCAAAUCUUGCAUCAACAUAUCAUAAACAAGGCCGGCAUAGCGAGGCAGAGCGUCUUAGAGUUCAAGUGCUGGGUAGCCAACGGGAGAUUCUUGGAGACAGGCAUCCAGAUACAAUCCGAGCUAUAGCAAAUCUUGCAGCAACAUAUUAUGAACAAGGCCGAUAUAGCGAGGCAGAGCGUCUUAGAGUUCAAGUGCUGGGUAGCCAACGGGAGAUUCUUGGAGACAGGCAUCCAGAUACAAUCCGAGCUAUAGCAAAUCUUGCAGUAUCAUAUUAUAAACAAGGCCGGUAUAGCGAGGCAGAGCCUCUUGAAGUUCAAGUACUGGAUAGCCGACGAGAUAUUCUUGGAGACAAGCAUCCAGAUACAACCCAAAGUAUGCACAACCUUGCCUGGACUUGGUAUGAGAUGAGCCGCUUUGAGGAUGCAAUCGCGUUGAUGCAGCAGGCUUUAGACUAUCGCCGCUCUAUAUUAGGGCCAAAUCAUCCCGACACAAACUACUCUGCCGAGGAUCUUCAAUAUUUUAAAUUUUAUCCGAAACGCUAG